GAGAAGUGACUGCCACGGCGGGCGGCGAACAUGACUGCGGCAAGGUGCGCGAGACCCUGUCGACGAGGUGCCCCGCUGAAGCGUUGACAGAGCUCAACGGCGCGCAGCGCCGCGACGGGUUUUUUUCCGAUAACGACGUCGAUUACUUCGAAGAAGAGACCGGUGGAGAAAAUUACGGUGAGGUUCAUGGGGUGGUCGAGCAGCUGGUCAGUCUAGCCGACGAGGAAGACGGCGAUGAUCCAACAGCUGAAGACCACAGCGCGGACAACGAGGCGUUCGCAGAGUUCAAGCUGGUGGGCAGGGGCUUCAAGAAUGUGAGAGCCCAUGGCGAGGACAUCCGCGACCUAGGCGCGGACGGGGGCGCGGGCCUUUCGGCGGGCGACCCGAGUGCGAGGUUCCACGACAAAGGGGGGGGCGGUGAGAAGCGCGACAAGAUCAGCCCACACAACGGCUUCAUCCUAUCGGCCCUGGACGACUACGUGCACCUCCUGGGGCGGGACAGCAUCAGGGCUCUUUUCGACAUCGGG
Molecule: messenger RNA, 527 nt
Organism: Prorocentrum cordatum
Lineage: Eukaryota; Dinophyceae; Prorocentrales; Prorocentraceae
Source: the annotation of a GenBank genome assembly